GAUUCAUGAAAGAGGCGACGGGAAACAGGGGGCGCGCGCAGACACCGAAGAGAGGAAAAAACGAACGCGAGCGGAGCACCGUGAUGUAUACGGGGUGCUCGUGAGCCCAAAAAAGACUGCAUUGAGUGGGCAAUAAGGCAUUGUUUUCCGAGAGUAUACGUGCAGAUAUCGCGGUACCGUCAGGUCGAAGCAAGGAGAUUAUCCCAGAGAAUAGCGAGCGAGGGGCUGGAGGACGGAGCACCAAUCCCGGAUGGCUAGGCGCGGCUGCUCGCGCUCUCUCCCACCCUGACCUGGGAGAGACAUCAUCGGACCGUUGGCACGCUCCGGGGGUUCACGUGUACCCAACCGGAGCUCUUUAACCCAAAUUCGCCCUUUCUGUCGUUUUAUAUCUCGGCCUGUUUCCGCCGUGAAUCUUGUGUGGCGCACGGGAACGACCACAAACAAACAAGGCAGCUGCUCGGGUGGGAGAGUGUUCACCAAGCGACCUCUGAAGGGUGUGUGUCUGCGUUGUUACUGCGUUAUUCAGCCCAUUAGAGAUCAGCUGUACUGGAAGUGUUUGUGUGUGGAUAAAACCGGGUUAGGAUGUGGCUGUACUACAGUGAGAGUCCAAGGAACCAGCGGCAUUAUGGUAUGUAGCAGAACUGUGCAGUGACCCCGCUUAUUGGAAGGAAACACUCCGUGUACAGGAACAGGCACACUAGCCUGAACACACGCACACGCAUCCUUUUAUAUAUACACUACGCACACACACAUCCCAGCAGCCAUGCCUGUCUUCAGUGGCCUGUUGAAGGUGCGAGUGUGUGAGGCAGUGGAUCUGAAGCCCACACCUUGGGCCCUACGUCACGCUGUAGGGAAGAGCGGCUCCUUCCUGCUGGACCCUUACCUGGCCCUGAAUCUGGACCAUACCCGACUUGGCCAGACCGCCACUAGGACCAAGACCAACAGCCCCGCCUGGCACCAGGAGUUCUGCACUGAGGUCCGUGAGGGAAGGAGUCUGGAGCUGUCUGUCUUCCAUGAUGCACCCAUCGGAUAUGAUGACUUUGUGGCCAAUUGCACCAUCCAGUUGGAAGACCUGCUGCAGAACGGGACUAGGCAUUACGAGGACUGGAUUGACUUGGAGCCAGAGGGGAAGGUGUACGUGGUCAUUGAUCUGUCCGGAUCCUCCACUGAAGCCACAGGGACCAAUGAGAAUGAGGAGCGGGUGUUUCGAGAGAGGAUUGGCCCUCGCCGGCGACAGGGCGCCGUCCGAAGACGCGUCCACCAAGUCAACGGACACAAAUUCAUGGCCACAUACCUGAGACAACCAACCUACUGCUCACAUUGCAGAGAUUUUAUCUGGGGUGUGCUGGGGAAGCAGGGAUACCAGUGUCAGGUCUGCACGUGUGUCGUCCACAAGCGCUGCCAUGAGCUCAUCAUCACCAAGUGUGCCGGGAUGAAGAAGCAGGAGGACACACCUGAGGAGGUGGGUUCACAGCGGUUCAGUGUUAACAUGCCCCAUAAGUUCAGUAUUCACAACUACAAGGUGCCCACCUUCUGUGACCAUUGUGGCUCUCUGCUGUGGGGCCUCAUGAGGCAGGGCCUGCAGUGCAAAGUGUGUAAGAUGAAUGUGCACAGGCGGUGUGAGUCCAAUGUAGCUCCUAACUGCGGUGUGGACGCCCGAGGAAUUGCCAAGGUCCUGUCUGACCUCGGAGUCACGCCUGACAAGAUUUCCAACACCGCACAGCGUCGAAGGAAGUUGACUCCAGGGCAGGACCCUCCCCAGUCUCCUCCUGAGCUCUCCCAGACUGAGGACAACAGCUUCAGCCAGACAGCUGUCCCCACCUCCCCCUCACAGCAGGACUUGGCACAGUUAGAGCGCCUGCAGGACGCGCUGUCGCUCGACCAGCAGGGACCCCAACACACCUCCUCCAUCUCCUCUUCCUCCUCCUCCACCACCUCCUCCUCAUCCUCAUCCUCGGCAGGCAGGGAGAACGGACAGAUCCAGAGAAGGACCCUCAAGGACUUCAACUUCAUCAAGGUUCUCGGCAAAGGCAGCUUCGGCAAGGUGAUGCUGGCGGAGCUGAAGGGGACAGAGGAAGUUUUCGCUGUUAAAGUCUUGAAGAAAGAUGUGAUACUACAGGACGAUGACGUGGACUGCACCAUGACCGAGAAGCGCAUCCUGGCCCUCGCCCGCAGACACCCCUACCUCACCCAGCUCUACUGCUGCUUCCAGACACGGGAUCGUUUGUUUUUUGUAAUGGAAUAUGUGAACGGAGGAGACCUGAUGUUCCAGAUUCAGCGAUCCAGGAAGUUUGAUGAGCCUCGCUCUCGUUUCUACGCCGCAGAAGUCACCUCAGCCCUCAUGUUCCUGCACCGCAAUGGGGUCAUCUACAGGGAUCUGAAGCUGGAUAACAUCCUGUUGGAUGCAGAGGGACACUGUAAGCUGGCCGACUUCGGCAUGUGCAAGGAGGGCAUCAAGAACGGCGUGACCACCACCACCUUCUGUGGCACGCCUGACUACAUCGCCCCUGAGAUCCUGCAGGAGCUGGAGUACGGAGCCUCGGUGGACUGGUGGGCUCUGGGCGUGCUGAUGUAUGAGAUGAUGGCCGGGCAGCCUCCAUUUGAAGCCGAUAAUGAAGACGACUUGUUCGAGUCGAUUCUCCAUGAUGACGUCCUCUACCCCGUGUGGCUCAGCAAAGAAGCAGUUUCAAUCCUUAGAGCGUUCAUGACUAAGAACCCGGCCAAGCGUCUGGGCUGCGUGGUGACGCAGGGCUGUGAGGAGGCCAUCAAAACCCAUGCCUUCUUCAGAGAGAUCGACUGGGUGCUGCUGGAGCAGAGGAAAGUCAAACCACCCUUUAAACCCCGAAUUAAAACCAAGCGAGAUGUGAAUAACUUUGACCAGGACUUCACCAAGGAGGACCCCGUGUUGACGCCCACGGACGAGGCCAUCAUCAGACAGAUCAACCAGGAGGAGUUCAAAGACUUCUCCUACUGCGCCCCUGAGGAGGCGCAGACCUAACACACACAUUCAGACCAAAACAUACAGUCACACACACACACACACUGAUCGAAGAAAAUGAAAUCCUACGAAACAUAUACAUGUCUACAACCAUAAAUCCCUUUACAAAACACACACACACACACGGUCCUUCACUUUGAAGCUAUUGGUUGUUGUUACUUUUUGGAAUAUUCUUUACUUGCAUUGUGUUGUACUUGUUGCCUGGGUUUAUUAUGAAUAUAAAUAUGACUAUGAAUAUUAAUAUACACACCCGCACAUGCUCUCACGCACACUUUAAAUGCUGAUGUACACACAACCCAACACUACAAUCUUGAACUUUACUCUUACACGCUCACUGCACAUGCUCAGACAACCAAAACACACACACGCAGACACACGCACACACACUUACACUGCUUCUCUCCCCGGCACCAGGACUGUGCAGUGGGUGCUGGGUGCAGAGGUCUGUAUAUAGCCUGUGUUGAGUGGCUGUAUUGUGUUGGUAUCGUCUGCUAGUAAAAGAGAGUCGUGGCGCAUGGACAAGCACCCUACCUGUGUUAAUACUGUCCUUAUUGUGGACCAGUUAGGGCCAAAUACCCUUUGUGCAAUACCCUGACUAUCAAUAUAUUUUAUUUGUUGUGAUAUUUUUGUCUUUUUUUUCUCCUCAAAAUGUGCGGUAUGAUUGAACUCUUGCGCUCAUCAGCCUCCUGUCUCGUGUGUAUAAAGUGAAUGUCGAGCUUACAAGUUACAGGCUAUUCAACUAAUUAUGUGGAGCAGAGUGUUACAGGCGGCCUGUGUAGCAGCGUAAAGCCCGAUUUCCUGCUCUGUCAUCCAUCUGCUACUCUCAGAGUGCGUGUCUGCCCGUGGGCGUUUUUUCUUUUUUUUUGUCGUGAAUGUACAUUUUCGUACGUGUGAAUGUGUGAUUUUUCUUGCUCCCUGUCGGUGUGUGACUUUUGGUCCUCAGCAUUUCUGUUCCUAUAGUUACCAUCAGUGUUUUCAGCCCCCCUUCCUUACCAUCUCCUCUAAAGCACCAGUUCCCCUUUCCUGCCUCCAUCAGCCGUCUCACUCAGCCAAAACCACUCUGACGUUUUAUUUUUCAAGAAUGGCUUUUCUUUCUUAUUGCUAUCUUUCGUUUUGUAUUAUAGUUAUUAUUAUUAUUGUUAUUAUUAUUAUUAUUAUUAUUAUUAUUAUUAUUAUUAUUGUAAAGUGUAUCUGGAGGAAAUCUUUAUGUAUAAUACUAUAACUAUACUAUCAUAGGUCUGUUACAGCCGGGCGAAAAGAAAUGUGGAAAACCAGCAGCUGAAUUACCUCUCAUUUCAAUCACACACACAGACAAAAACACCAAAUACAGACUCUCUCCUUCGCCUGCUCUUUCUUCUCCUCACUCUUUCUUACAAACACACAUGCACACACAGAGGAGGACUGUUGUCACACGUACUGUACAGUGGUCUGAAGGCGAGCUGGGGGCUCUGUGUGCAGUAGUCGGUGUGUAGUGAAGCUUUGUGCACCCAGGGGUAGGGCUGUUCCUGGUCACACUAUCUUACUCUGUGCCAAAAUGUAGUGCAACAGUCGGGCUAGUCCUGUCUGGUCUGAUUCCAAUAAAAACACUGAGCUGUCUACAUCA
Eleginops maclovinus (Patagonian blennie) is the source of this 4601-nucleotide messenger RNA. RefSeq names its product protein kinase C, epsilon a (gene prkcea). The transcript is spliced from 15 exons. NCBI's taxonomy places the organism in Eukaryota, Metazoa, Chordata, Actinopteri, Perciformes, Eleginopidae. Gene Ontology annotation, biological process: peptidyl-serine phosphorylation; intracellular signal transduction. The record is from RefSeq and is a predicted model, not a curated record. The coding region runs from base 764 to 2998 and encodes 744 amino acids. Gene Ontology annotation, molecular function: ATP binding; diacylglycerol-dependent serine/threonine kinase activity.